AUGGAGGAUGCGAGUGGUGAAUUGUAUGUGUUUUCUUCAAAGGGGAGGCCAUUUGGCAGACCAAAGCAUGACGAUAUAAGUGAUUUGGAGCUGAAUAAAGUUUAUAUAUUUGUUCUUAAUAACACUGACGAUGAAGAGAUUGAAGAACACAUCAGCUCUUAUGAAGUUCUUGAAUCUGAACAAGGAUCGGUUGAUGAGAUUAUCCAAGAAGAAGAACCAGGAUUUGUUUUAUGUGUGGACCUUGGAGAGAUUCCACAACUUGUUAGGGAUGUACCAUCACUUAACAGCAUUGAUGCCACAAUUGUGAAUGCUGCCACUGCAGAGACUUGUCCUAGCAAGGGAAGAAAAACUUUAGUGAAGAAAAGAAGACUUGAGUCUCUCGGGCUUAGAGAUUCUGUAUCAUCCCAAGGUCAGAAAUCAGCUCAAGGAAUGUCUACUUCAACCACUGAGCAUAAUGUUUCAACAAGUGUUUCACCUUUUCACUUAAGAGAUGAAAAUGAUGAAGAGACACCUUUGGCUGGCGAUUCAGAUAUUCCCUUGACUCCCAUGUCUGCUUGUUCAGUAAAAUCAUCUACAUUUGUUAAAAGAGGACCAACCAGAAACCUUAGUGGGCGUAAAAAUGAUGAUGAUGCUCCACACAAAGUUAAACUCGAUGAUUGUUACAAACGUGUUGUAGGUCCUGAUUCACAAUCAUUCAUCAAUGAAUCUAGUGCUGUUGCUCGCAAGUUUGGGAAGCACAAUGUUCCAAAAUGGUCUCAGUUGAAAAAGGAAGACCGAGAAGCCAUGUGCCAAAGGGUUAUGGCUAAGUUUCCUGAUGAUGUUGUGGAUGCAAAGAUGAAGAAAGCUGUUGAACAGCAAGUCAAUAAAUCAUACAGAAAUCGCCAACAUAAGCAUAGUCGGCUCUUCAAAACAUUUAAAUCAAAGGAGGAAGCAUUAAGUCAAGUACCUGAUGAGUUGCCCAAGGAAGAGUGGAUAUAUCUCUGCAAUUAUUUCACUUCUGAAAAAUUCAAGGGUCAAAUGAGAGACUUGGAAAGUGCCGGUUAUGAACCUAAAGAGAUUUGCAUUGCAACAGUUGGGAAACUGCCUGGAAGUGCUGGACGUGCCUUAACCAAAAGUUAUUAUGUUGAAGAUGUUCGCCAUGAAAAGGAAAGAGCUGAUGUGGCAGAAAAAGAAAAGAAAGAAACAGAUGCAAAGUUAGAAAAGAUGGCAGUGGAACAAGAAACACUGAAAAAAAAACAUUGGUAG
Oldenlandia corymbosa var. corymbosa is the source of this 1245-nucleotide messenger RNA. The record is from the annotation of a GenBank genome assembly. NCBI's taxonomy places the organism in Eukaryota, Viridiplantae, Streptophyta, Magnoliopsida, Gentianales, Rubiaceae.